UGGCGGGCGCGGAAUUUCCGCGUCCCCCCGGUGCGGCCCAGCCGCGUGCUGCAGGAGGGGGAUGUGAUCAGCCUCGGAGACCGACAGCUUACUGUCAUGCACAUGCCGGGCCAUUCGAGGGGCAGCAUUUGCUUACAUGACAAAGACAGGAAGAUUUUGUUCAGCGGAGAUGUGGUAUAUGAUGGGUCCAUGAUUGACUGGCUUCCCUACAGCAGAGUAGGUGACUAUGUCGCAAGCUGCCGGCGCCUCAUGGACUUGGUGGACAGAGGUCUCGUGGAGAAGGUACUGCCUGGGCACUUCAACAUAUUUGGGGCAGAAAGGCUGUAUUGGUUAGCUUCCAACUACGUUUCACAAGCUGGAAUUUGUCACAAGGUUUCUACCUGUGCCAUGAGAUCCAUGGCAAGCAUAGCUCUUCGCAUUACAAAUUCAAGAGUCGCUUCUUAG
This is a messenger RNA of Apaloderma vittatum (bar-tailed trogon), 444 nucleotides long. RefSeq names its product metallo-beta-lactamase domain containing 2 (gene MBLAC2). The annotation marks the transcript as partial. Lineage: Eukaryota; Metazoa; Chordata; Aves; Trogoniformes; Trogonidae. The transcript has 2 exons. The record is from RefSeq and is a predicted model, not a curated record.